This is a messenger RNA of Seminavis robusta, 354 nucleotides long. NCBI's taxonomy places the organism in Eukaryota, Bacillariophyta, Bacillariophyceae, Naviculales, Naviculaceae. The record is from the annotation of a GenBank genome assembly.
AUGGCCAAGACACCCAGCAAGCAAUCCGCCAAGACCCCCAAGAAAGCCGCCGGAGGCUCCAAGAAGUCCAAGAAGCGUACAGAGACAUAUUCCUCCUACAUCUACAAGGUGUUGAAACAGGUCCACCCCGAUACUGGUAUCUCCAAGAAGGGAAUGUCCAUCAUGAAUUCCUUCAUCAAUGACAUCUUUGAGCGCAUUGCCACUGAGGCUGGUAAGCUUGCCACCUACAACAAGAAGGCCACCUUGAGCAGUCGUGAAAUCCAAACCGCUGUCCGAUUGAUGCUUCCCGGGGAGUUAGCAAAGCACGCCGUCAGUGAAGGUACCAAAGCUGUUACCAAAUUUUCCUCGGCCUGA